Messenger RNA from Prorocentrum cordatum, 1390 nucleotides. The record is from the annotation of a GenBank genome assembly. NCBI's taxonomy places the organism in Eukaryota, Dinophyceae, Prorocentrales, Prorocentraceae.
CCGUAAGGCGUCUCUUCCCGACGGCGACGAGAACGAGCUCCAGCGCUGCACAGCGCGCAUGCACGCCAACAUUCAUGGCAGUAACGUUGCCCUGGACAGCUCCCAGGCUGUGGUAGACAAUGUUCAACAAGAUAAACCAUCUAUCGGGAAGGCAGACCAUGUUAGGCAGGGUAGACCAUCUGUUCGCGUCGAGGAGUCCGGAGGACGGGACGCAGGGGCAGACCCUGCGCGCUGCUGUGGCGCCCGCUCGUGUGGACCACCGUCCGUCGAACACACGUCCGUCUGAACAGCUGGAUGUCACCAGCCUCGAACGUAUCCCUAUCCCUGAGAUUGACACGCCAAAAGGCGAUGACAAUCUUAUGGAUUCGCCAUCAAAAAAAAGGAAAUCCCUAAGAUUGGCAUCGUGCUCAGGAGGUGCCCAGCAUAGGGAUAGGGAUAUGUUCCAGGCUGGUAAGGGUGGGCAGACGGCUCCGUUACCUCCGCGUCGAGAUUCACGGCGUCAUCGGGCCUGCGCACCUGUGUGAGCGACCCCUGUCUUCUGGGCGCUUGGCGAAGCUAUAUACGUAUGCGGCCCGCCCGGCGUGAAGGCUACGCGGCCGCGAGGCGAGAUGCGUGCCGCACGCACGAUAGACCCGUGCGUGCUGGUGCCAGCUUACGCUUUCCCUGGAUCAGCGAGGGAGCGAGCCUCUUGGGGAGGGGGGGGCGCGCGGCGCGCUCCCGCGCCCGCGCGCACUGCGGCGGCGGCUACGGCGCCUCACAGGCUACGAGCACCUCGCCACAACUUCACCGCCUGCAGAGGCUGCGCGGCGGGGUCGCAGCCGGGCGGCCCAUCAACGACGGGCCCUCGAGCUGCGCCGGGCCGCCCGCCGCGCCGCGCCGCGCCGCCUGCCAGAGAGAGGCCGCCGGCCGAGUAGCGGCGGGCGGCCUGGGCGAUGGCCGCAUGGGGUGCCGCAGCUCGGCAGCUUCCGCGGGCCGGGGCGCGCGCGCGCCGGCCCAGCACGAGGUCCCGGAGGACGCCUCGCACCGCUCUGCGGCCGUGGCCCCGGCCGUCGGGCGGCGGCGCCAGGUCGAGCCGCGGGAGCGCCGAGAGGGCAUCGGCCUCGACCCCCUCGGGCUAAGGGGCGCCCCUCUGCUGCACGGGGGGCCCGACGUGGACCGCUUGUGGCACUGCCGGCGGGCGCACUCGGCGAGCCCUCCUCCAGGAGAGCCAGAUGUACGUACGCCUCCCGCGCCCAUGGUUAUGUGAGCUCGUCCUGCCGGGCCCGCCGCGCGGCGGUCGGGAGCUCGCCCCGGGCGCCCCCGCGCUGCGCCAACGCGGGGGCCUCGAGCCUCACUGACUACCUGCCAGACCACCCCAAGCCAACCCGAAGACCCGAAAUUCGGGUUGGGG